AUGUUCGCUUUAGAAAAAUGUAUAAUCAUAUCAAAAUUAGCUUUUGAAUUUGCAGAAAAUACUUCUUCAAAGUUCGGUUCUGAACUUGAAACUUUUAUUGCACCUUAUAUUUGGACGCCGUUGUUUAAAUUAUUGCCAACUUUGUACAGUAUUUUGUUGAGGGUUUUAACAAAUGAAUUUUCCCUAAUUGAAUUUUCAAAACAUUUCAAAUCACCGGACUCUUCAGGGCUAAUCGCAUGGUGUCAAUUGAAUUACGAAAGCGACGAAAAAAGUGUUAUGAAUCUCGCAGCUAUUUAUGAACAGUUGAAUUCAAAAUGUUUGCAUUUGACUGUUAAAUUUUUUCAUUGCUAUCGUGUAUGCUUUACCUUCAAAAUUAUAUUUGAUUACCUACAAGAAUUUUAUCCACAAUUGUUAACUACACGUAGUAAGGAUAGGAACAUAAAUACAAGUGAGACAGAAGUAAAGGCAAUUGGUAUGAAUUCAUUUCCCAUAGAUGACUUUUGGAAUAACAAACUGGAUCCUGAACAGAUACUCGAUUUUGACUAUUUUAUUGCUAAUAUGCAAUAUAAUUUGGAUCCUUUUCUAAAUGAUUUGAAUGCAAGCUUUAAUGUUGAAAAUUGA
Debaryomyces fabryi is the source of this 621-nucleotide messenger RNA. RefSeq lists its product as uncharacterized. The transcript has a single exon. The record is from RefSeq and is a predicted model, not a curated record. Lineage: Eukaryota; Fungi; Ascomycota; Pichiomycetes; Serinales; Debaryomycetaceae. The coding region runs from base 1 to 621 and encodes 206 amino acids.